AUCUCAGAUGAAGAAGUUUGUUCGACGCUUAUUAUUUUUUGAAUAAAUCUUUAAAUAUAACUAAGUAUAUCCUUACAAUGGCAGUAGUUUUAUUUUUCGUAUUAUUUUUUAUUCAUCUAUUAGCAUCAGAAGGAUUUAAAAUUUUAGGAAUUUGCCCUAGUACAAGUUACAGCCAUCAACAACCAUUUCAAGCCGUAAUGAAGGCCCUUGCAAAUAAAGGUCAUCAAGUUACUGUUAUUUCUCCAAUUACACAAAAGGAACCUAUUAAAAAUUAUAGUCAUAUUGAUGUGUCAUUCACUUAUCGGACGAAAGAUUGCACAAAGUUAAGACACAUGAAUGCAUUUUCAAUUCUUCAAAUGAAUAUGGCUGAGUCUAAUAAAUUAUGUGAGGACCAAAUAAAGAGUGUGGCAGUGCAAAAUCUAAUAAACAGCAAUAAAACAUUUGAUGCUAUAAUCAUAGAACAGUUGUGGUUUCAAUGUUAUUAUGCUUUAGUUAAGCGAUAUAACUUUCCUCUUCUAAUCGGUUUCUUGAGUGUUGGAAAUUUACCAUAUGCUAUGGAUUCUGUGGGUAAUCCAGAUAAUCCACUACUGAAUGCUGACAUGGCAUUUGCAUUUAAUGAUAAAAUGACAUUAAAUGAACGUUUAUGGAAUGUACUAUACACUACGUGGACCAGGAUAUAUUUUAAAUUUAUUCAUUUACCACAAGCUCAGAUAAUAGCAAAUAAAUAUAUUCCUGGGACUUCUGUUUUUGAAGUUGAGAACAAUUUUAGUUUAGUCAUUCUUGGAAACAAUCACAUAUUUGGUUAUCCUAAGCCAUUGUUACCUAAUGUUGUCGAAGUACACAGUCUGCAUAUAAAUGACAAUCCUGCUCAUUUACCUCAGGACAUUCAAGAAUUCCUAGAUAAUGCACCUGAUGGAGUAAUUUAUUUCUCUUUGGGUUCAAAUUUGCAAUCAGAUCAAUUAUCAAACAAUUCAUUAACUGCACUUUAUGGUGCUUUCAGAACAUUAAAGCAAAAAAUUUUAUGGAAGCAUACAGGAAUUCCAACAAUUGAAAUCAAAAACAUAAAAUUUAUAAAAUGGGCACCACAGCAAACUGUUUUGGCACAUAAGAAUACAAAAGUUUUUAUGAUGCAAGGUGGACUCCAGUCGUUGCAAGAAGCUGUGUAUUACGGGGUUCCCUUAAUAUCGAUACCAUUUUUUGGUGAUCAGUUGUUUAAUACACGAAAAAUUAUAGAUUCAAAAAUUGGUCUAUCAUUGGAAGUUGAUGGUAUGACCAGCAAAUCUAUAGUGGAGGUUGUAGAAAAAGUUUUACAAAACUCACAAUAUGUUAUCAACAUAAAGGAGAUGUCUGCUAUGAUAAAGGAUGAAAUGACUAAACCAAUAGAUAAAGUAGUAUGGAACAUAGAACACUUACUUAAAUUUCCAAAAGCUCCUUAUUUUUCUUAUCGAGCAAAAAAUAUAACUUGGUUAGAAUACUAUGGCACUAUUAUAAUUAUUAUUUUCAUUACUUUGUCAUUAUUAACUGUUACAUCGUUUGUUAGUGUGAAAAUAUGCAGACAUGUUUUUGCAAAAAAGUUAUUGAAGAACAUGUUUAAAAAAAAAGUUUUGUAAAUCAAAUACAUAUUAUGGUACUUUUAAUAAGUUAUAGGUACUUCAUAAAUCAAUUAACAAAUUUUAUUUAAUCUUUUAAUU
Molecule: messenger RNA, 1691 nt
Organism: Leptopilina boulardi
Lineage: Eukaryota; Metazoa; Arthropoda; Insecta; Hymenoptera; Figitidae
Product: UDP-glycosyltransferase UGT5-like
Exons: 8
Coding region: 78-1610 (510 amino acids)
Molecular function (GO): UDP-glycosyltransferase activity
Source: RefSeq, a predicted model, not a curated record